Molecule: messenger RNA, 1010 nt
Organism: Salarias fasciatus (jewelled blenny)
Lineage: Eukaryota; Metazoa; Chordata; Actinopteri; Blenniiformes; Blenniidae
Gene: synprb
Product: synaptoporin b
Exons: 5
Coding region: 63-974 (303 amino acids)
Cellular component (GO): synaptic vesicle; synaptic vesicle membrane
Source: RefSeq, a predicted model, not a curated record
UGACAUUUCAACCUGGUGACUAAAGCUGUCCGCACUGAGAGGAGUUUGGCUCUGACUUUUAAAUGUGUAUGGUUAUAUUUGCUCCGAUUUUUGCCAUCUGUGCUUUCGCGACAUGUGGAGGAUACUAUGGUCGUCUCCAGGUUAAGGUGGACUGUGCAGACAGGAGGCAGAGCAACCUCAGCAUCAACAUUGAUUUUGGUUAUCCUUUCAGAUUGGAGCAAGUGCAUUUCAGGGCUCCCUUGUGUGAGGCGAAGCGAGGAGAGGUUCUCUUCCUCGAUGGAGACUACUCCUCGGCGGCACAAUUUUUUGUGACAGUGGGCGUUUUCGCGUUCUUAUACUCACUGAUGGCGACCGUUGUCUAUGUCUUCUACCAAAACAAGUACCUGAAGAACAACAGAGGCCCACUCGUGGAUUUUGUGGUGACAAUCAUGUUCUCGUUCAUGUGGCUGGUCAGUAGUUGUUUUUGGGCCAAAACUCUUUCCGACAUCAAGGCGGCCACGAACCCCACACAGGUGCUUCUUCUCAUCUCUGCCUGUCGAGCUCAGGAAAACAAAUGUGCAGCUACCCAGGAGCCUCUCUGGUCGCGUCUCAAUACAUCUGUGGUUUUUGGGUUCGUCAAUCUCGUCCUCUGGGGUGGGAAUAUUUGGUUCGUCUUCAAGGAGACAGGAUGGUACAAGACUGGCCACAGAUACCCGACCAGGAGUGCUUCUGGGAAACGAUCGAGCGAAAUGCGACAGCGACUCUACAGUGAGAGUAGUUUUGACCAGCCAGAUGAGAGUUUUGGUCCAACCAGACAGAACAGUUUCAAUCAGUCACAGACGGAUUAUCGCCCGCAGGUCCAGAGACAAGCUAGCGUCAACCAGCCGCAAGUGAGCUUCAGUUUACCUCAGACAUACCUGGGUAAAGCGGUAAAUUACAGCACUGAGAAAAGAGCAGCUUCUCAAGGGCCGAUGAUAUUUGUGAAUGAGAUGUGAUUCGGAGUAUAUUACAAUAAACAUGGUGGACUAAGU